CCGGAGUGCUCUCCUCUCAGUGUUGCAGGUGCUCUGUCUAAGCGAGAGAGGAUGCGAAAGGAGUGCAGGGGAGGGAUAGAGAGAAGGAAAGCGCCGGUGAAAAAGUCAGCAGUAUGGUGCAGGGCAUGAUAAAAAUGAUAUCAACAGCAGCAGAUAGCGCGUUUAUUGACCUGGGGGCUCCGCAAUGAAAGGUUUCUUGCAAGGGACACUUUGAGAUAUGAUGAGGUUUCUUUCUGGUUGGCAAUAGUACUAUGAUUUGGUAUGUGGUCACUUUGAUAGCAAGUGUAUUCAGCACCCGAGGAACGGCAGCUCAAGGUGCCCACGGCGUGCGAGAGGAGCCCCAGUUUGUGACGGCGCGCGCUGGAGAGAACGUCAUCCUGGGAUGCGAUGUGGCCCACCCCCUGAACGGCCAGCCCUAUGUGGUGGAAUGGUUCAAGUUCGGAGUGCCCAUCCCCUUCUUCAUCAACUUCCGCUUCCACCCGCCUCAUGUGGACCCGGAGUACGCCGGCCGAGCCAGUCUGCACGGAAAAUCUUCUCUGCGGAUUGAGAAGGUGCGUUCAGACGACCAGGGCUGGUAUGAGUGUAAGGUACUGAUGUUGGAGCAGCAGUACAACACCUUUCACAACGGCAGCUGGGUGCACCUCACAGUAAACGCUCCCCCCAGUUUCACGGACACGCCGCCACUGUACGUUGAGGCCAAGGAAGGCGGCAGCAUCACCCUGAGCUGCGUUGCUUCCGGCAACCCCAAGCCCUCCAUCAACUGGCUCCGGGAGGGUGAGCCCCUGGAGGACAGCAUCAAGUACAAGGUUUCUGAUGGGAGUCUGACGGUGCUGUUGGUCAGCCGCGAGGACAGAGGGGCGUACACCUGCCGAGCCUACAGCAUCCAGGGGGAGGUUGUCCACACCACACGCCUGCUUGUCCAAGGGCCACCGUUCAUCAUUUCCCCUCCCCAGAAUCUGACGGUGAACAUAUCCCAGGCCGCCAAGCUGGACUGCCUGGCCGAGGCCUACCCUGGCAACCUCACCUACACCUGGUUCUGGGAGGAUGACAACGUCUUCUUCAAGAAUGGCCUGAGGGACAGGGUCAGUAUUCUGGUGGACGGCUCGCUCAUCAUUGGCAGUGUGAAGCCAGAGGAUGCUGGGAGAUUCACCUGCAGCCCCAGCAACAGCCUGGGCCGGCCCCCAUCCGCCUCGGCCCAGCUCACAGUGCAAUACCCUGCCCGUGUCAAAGACAUGCCGCCUGCCAUUUAUGUGGCCAUCGGCCUGCCAGGCUUCAUCCGCUGCCCGGUGGACGCCAACCCGCCCGCCACGCUGGUCAAGUGGACCAAAGAUGGCAACCCUCUCCGGAUAGAGAAGUACCCUGGUUGGAGCCAAAUGGAGGACGGGAGCAUCCGCGUGACUGAGGUGACGGAUGACUCUCUGGGCACCUACACCUGCAUGCCUUACAACGCUCUGGGCUCUGAGGGUUGGUCCGAUCCCACUCCUCUGGUGCUAAAGGAUCCCCCCAAGUUCUCGAUUGUUCCCGGAGGGGAGUACAGGCAGGAGGCUGGGAGAGAACUGGUCAUCCCCUGUGCGGCUGAGGGAGAAUUUCCCUAUCCCAACAUCACAUGGAGGAAGGUAUGGAAGCCCAGCAAAAGCAAGCACAAUGUCCUCCCCUCAGGUACCUUACAGUUCAAGUCCCUAAGCAAGGAGGACCAUGGGGAGUGGGAGUGUGUGGCCACCAACGUCGCCACGAGCAUCACUGCCAGCACACACCUCCUAGUUAUUGGCACAAGCCCCCACGCCCCGGCCAACGUUCAUGCGGCGGUCUCCACCACCUGGGCCAACGUGUCAUGGGAGGCUGGCUACGAUGGCGGCUUUGAGCAGACAUUAUCAGUCUGGUAUGGCCAUGUGGUGAAGAGGGAGCAGCUGGGCCCACAUGAUUGGCUGUCUAUAGCCGUGCCUUCUGGCCAGACAUGGCUGGUAGUGCCCGGCCUGGAGCCCCAGACUGCCUACCAGUUCAGUGUCCUUGCACAUAACAAGCUGGGCACGGGCCCCUUCAGCGAGGUCAUCACUGUGAACACACUAGUUUUUCCUAUAAGUAUACCUGAACCCCUGGUGCUGCUUACCCCACCACGAUGCCUCAUAGCCAAUCGGACGCAGCAGGGUGUUUUGCUCAUGUGGAUCCCGCCGGCCAACCACACAGCUCCGAUCGAGCGCUACGUCAUGGAGUUCCGCCUAGGGGAGAGGUGGGAUGUCCUGGACGAUGCCAUCCCCGCUGGAGAGACAGACCUGCUAGCCAGAGACCUCAUUCAGGAGGCAUGGUAUGAGUUCCGGGUCAUAGCAGUCAUGGAGGAACUGGUCAGCGAGCCCAGUAACACAGUAGGAGUGUCCAGUACAGACUUCUUCCCACCCCCGGAAUUGGUGGAUGAGGGGGGGCUGGCGCGGCCGGUGGUGGCUGGCAUCGUGGCUACCAUCUGUUUUCUGGCAGCUGCUGUCCUCUUUAGCACACUGGCAGCCUGCUUCGUCAACAAGCAGCGCCGACGAACGCUCAAGAGGAGGAGAGACCCCCCUCUCUCGAUAACACACUGCAGAAAAAGUGUGGAAACUCCGACUCCUCUUAGCCCAUUGCCCGGCAUAGAGCCCUACUGUGAGGGGCCAGACGCCAGCAGCUACCAGCCCCCGCCCUCCAGCCCUCAGUCCUCCUCUGGUAAGGAGAGUCCGGAGAGUAUGCGUUCCAUGGGACAACCAUCAGAGUGUUCUGAGAACGGGCAUAGCAUGAGCAUGAAGAAGAUCCCCCCGAGUUCUGCGAAGAAGGAAGAACUCUCCCUGUACAAGAAAACCAAGCGAGCAAUAACGAGCAAAAAGUACAGCGUCUCCAAGUAUGAAAUGGAGGCAACCACGCCCAUUGAGCUGAUCAGCCGAGGCCCUGACGGACGCUUCGUCACGGACCCCAGCGACAUGGAGAUGAUUUCCAUCAAGCCCCGGCGAAUUGAGGGCUUCCCCUUCGUCGAAGAGUCAGACCGCUAUCCCGAAUUCCGCCAGUCGGAUGAGGAGAACGAUGAUCCCGGGCCCAUGCCCCCCAUCAUGGCAACCCUUCGACCCCACCAAAUCUCCCCCAUCUCCAGCCAGGAGUCUUACCUGCAGCCACCAGCCUACAGCCCCCGCUUUCAGAGACCCAUGGAAGGUAUGACCAUCAUGGAGAGCAGUCGGCUUGAGGCCACGGGGCAGAUCCAAGGCUCCCUGCACCACAGAGCCUUCCCCCAGAGCCACGAUCACUUCUAUGGGUACCUUGGCAGCCCUGGGGAACCCGACCCUCCACCCCCUUUCUACAUGGUAGACACCAGCCCUCUGAGCUCUGUCAUGUCAUCACCACCUUACCACCCCGAAGGGCCCUUUGGUCACCACCGCAUCCCUGAGGAGAUGGGGGAAGGAGAUAUUCAUCACUAUGCCGUCUCAAGCUUCCCCCUUCCCCUGACGCUUACCUCUUCCUCUCACUCCCCGGAGAUCUGGCACAGACCCGAUUUCCCCUUUGCAAAUCUGGAAAGGCCCCACUUCAUUUUCCCACCGCACCAACCUUUGCAUCUCCACCGGGAACCUUUCUUUCCUCCUCCCCAUGUUCUUCCCCCUGGUGCUCUCCAGCCAUCCUCUCUCCAGGUGCCCUCCUAUCCCGGUGUUCUGCAGCUGGAGGUCCCAAAGAGCUGUCCAGGCAAGUCUCCCAGCAAGGUCAAGCCUCAGGGCCUUCCAGUCAAGCGUUUAGCUAUGCAAGAGGCUCAGAGUCUAGGGAAACUAAGACACAUAAGCUACGGUAUGGGUGUGCCGGUUUUGCCUUACCCCGACCCAACAGCCCUCAUGGGCAGCCCUAGCACAUUCAGUAGCCUGGACACCCGGUGGUUUGAGCCUACCCCCCGGCUCAGCCCCAGGCAGGCUCGUAGAAUGGAGCCUAGCAUGAUGGUCCUCCAACCUUCCCGCCUCUCGCCCCUCACCCAGAGUCCACUUAGUUCCCACGAGGGCUCCCCAGAGAUUCUAGUGCGACCGCGUCCCCGUCCUAGCUUCGUCCAGCCCUCCAUACCUCCAGAGAUGUCUGAGAUCACCCUGCUUCCCCCCUCUUCAGCCAGCUUCUCUCGGAGGUCGUCUCCCUCUUCCUCUCUCGCCCAUGGUCAGGUUAGCAAGAGGGCAAGUCCCAGCUUCCGCUCCCACAUGGCCUUUGCCACCUCCGCCACAAGCUACCCGUCCCAGUCCCCGUCACCCCCCAUGGAAAGCAGCAACAUGUUUGGGCAGAUCCCAAGUGAUCCCAUUGGGCAGAUACCAUCCCAGAGGAGAACUGAGGAGGAGGUCCUUCCGUCCGAGCCCUCUCCACCCCAGUUUUCAGCUUCAGGAAAUCGUCGAGGUGAGCCGAGUGCCCCUGCGGGGUCUGAGAGGUUUGAUGCAUUGAGGUACCAACGUAUUAAAAAGGCCAAGAAGAUGAUGGUGGUCAACAACAACAACUCCAAGUCCAGAAGAAAAACAGGUGUCUCCACCUUUCAGACCCAGCAGGACUACACCUCUCAGGUACUCCAGCCCGAAGAAGCUCUCUACCUCCGCAAGAAGAAGAAACGGCCAGUCAAACAGGACCCGUAUUCCCGCUUCUCCGCUCUGCUGUACCGUCGCCCGCCCCAGGAGGACCGGAAGGCCAUUUUGGCCAGCAUGGAUAACAUGGACCCAGACCAUGCCACUCUCCUCUGACACUGUGGGGGAGUCAGGUUACACUCUUCCCCCAAAAUGCCACAAAACCCCACCUGGAAAAUGACCUCUGUCUAAAGCGUUGCUCAUUCCCCAGCAUCAAUCAAUGGAUUUAAGUUCCUUUUUUAAAAGAAGUUGAAAGUAAAACAGUGGCUAUCCAAUGUUUCCAAAGUUUUACUCCAGUGCAAAACAUUUAAUUUUAGGGAAGCAAUACUGUGUGCUACAACAUAGAUUACUUUGAAACAAAUGUUCUAACCAUUUGGAAAAGGACCCCGUCUGAGGUUUUCACUUUCUAUCUCAUCUUUAUACUUCAGUACAGGCGUAGCCCAUUGUAAAUACGGUCCAUGAAGCCUAGUACGGUCUCAGUUUACAGCACCUUGCUCACCUGAGUAUCCUCACCUGCCUCACUCUGCUAGCCCUCUAUCACCUCCCAGAGACUCUCCCAUCCACACAGGGUUCUCACUCAGAUCCUACAAAAUAUACCUCAGAGCACAGGACAUGGCACCACAACGAGGCUCAGCUAGCUGAACACAACUGUAUUGGCAUGUAUGUUUUUUAUGAUCUUAUAACUUAUUUAAGCAGGGUUUGGUUGAAAUUUGACACAAUUUUAAUAACUCCAAAUGUGAACAUCCAAUUGGUAACUGUCACAAUCGUCGUGAGGAGUGGACCAAAAUGCAGCGUGGUAUGUGUUCAUGAUGAUUUUUUAAUUAAAGAAAGCACUAAACACUGAAUACAAAACAAUAAACGAAUAAGACGCUAUAAUGAGACCUGUGCUGACACAAGCAACUAACAUAGACAAUCACCCACAAACAAACAGUGACACCCAGGCUACCUAAGUAUGAUUCUCAAUCAGAGACAACUAAUUACAUUUACAUUACAUUUAAGUCAUUUAGCAGACGCUCUUAUCCAGAGCGACUUACAAAUUGGUGCAUACACCUUAUGACAACCAGUGGAACAGCCA
Molecule: messenger RNA, 5661 nt
Organism: Oncorhynchus keta (chum salmon)
Lineage: Eukaryota; Metazoa; Chordata; Actinopteri; Salmoniformes; Salmonidae
Product: protein turtle homolog B-like
Exons: 21
Coding region: 252-4703 (1483 amino acids)
Biological process (GO): cell-cell adhesion
Molecular function (GO): protein binding
Source: RefSeq, a predicted model, not a curated record